GUCAAGCUGCUUAGCACAAUUUGGAUCUGUGUGUUUUGAUUGUGGGUAAUUUCAUUGUUCAUUGUGUUAAUGUGAUCUGGGUAGGAUUUGAUAAUUUUCCUUAAAUAUUAUAAAGGUAGGCUUGUGACUGUUUCUGGGAAUGUCUCACACCUCAUUUUGCAAUGCAAUUUUUGGUUAUGAGUGAUGACAGAUGGUCGAUCUCGGCUAGAACAAAUCAAAUUUGAAUUGCAAAAAUUGCAGGUCUUUUGUCUUAGGAACACCAUGGAAUUUUUCCUGUUUGCUUUGUUUGCUGUUUUUAGUUCAGUGCACAUCAGUAAUGCAGUGGAACUCACAUUUGAGCUGCCAGAUAAUGAAAAACAGUGUUUCUAUGAAGAUAUAAAGGCUGGAGAAAAAACGUCAGUGGAAUUUCAGGUGGUCACGGGCGGCAACUACGACGUCGACUGUCAGAUCAAGGGGCCCGACGACCGCAUCCUGUACAACAAGGUGAAGGAGCAGUACGGCGACCACUCGUUCACCACUGAGAAGGCUGGCACCUACUCGGUGUGCUUCAGUAACGAGUUCUCGACGUUCUCGCACAAGAUCAUCUACCUGGACUGGCAGACGGGCGAGGAGAAACCGCUGCCUGGUCUGGAGGAGCACCACCAGGCCCUCACACAGAUGGAGACUUCAGCGCAGGCCGUGCACGAAAACCUCAACGCCGUCGACGACUACCAGACGCACUACAAGCUGCGCGAGACGCAGGGCCGCAAGCGAGCAGAGGAGCUGGGCGAGCGCGUGCUGUACUGGUCGGUCGGCGAGACGAUCGCCAUCCUGCUAGUCACCAUCGGACAGGUAUUCGUACUGAGGAACUUUUUCGCGGAAAAGAAGCCGUCGGAGAUGGGCUACCGACAGCUGCACUAGUGCUAUAGGAUGUGGUGCAGUGUGGUAAGGAGUGGUGCGUCUGAUGCAUUGUGGUGCGUAGUGGUGCAGUGGUGAGUGACGUGUUAUCACUGACGUGCCGUGUGGUGUGACGUGUAGCGCUGACGUGCCGUGUGGUAUGACGUAUGCUGCUGACGUGCCGUACGUUGUGACGACGUAUGACGCCAACGUGCCCCGCGCGCUGGUCUGGAGCGUGUGUGCCGGCGUGUGUCCGGGGUUUUCCACUGCCGGUCGGAGGCGGGAGGCGCCGCCCGGGGAGGGGGCGGCCGGAGGCGAGCAGCGAGCUGUCUCGGCACGGGGCGGCCGGUGGCGAACAGCGCGGUGUCUCGGCACGGGGCGCCGCUGCCGCCGAUGGCGCGGAGCGUGUUCAGUAGCGGGUGCCGGGAUAGUCCUGUGCACCGUCUUUCUCAGCUGGUGUCCGGGGGCGCGCGGUCGGAGGAUGGCGUCCGGUGGGUGGUGAGAGGGCCUGUAGCGGUGGCCGGGAGCGGUGCCUGGUAGAGCUUGGGCGGGCGGGCGGGCGUAUCGCCGGCGGUGGGGGGGUGCGGGCGGACGUUUGAGCGUUUGACACCAAAGGUUCGGCAUUGCCAUCAGAGUUGUGUCGCAAACCGAAUUGAUAGAUUCACGCUGUUCGGCUCAACGGUAUACGUAGCAUGUUUGUUGAUGUUUCCUAAAACUGCCGGCUAACAGCUUGUUGAAUUGAGCUAAGCACUUUCAAUGACGUUUCGCCGUAGACACUUUUGUUAUUACGGAGCGAGCGAAGCGAGCGUAGUCUUUCCUUAGAUUAACAGAAAUUUCUGAGUAUGAG
Messenger RNA from Amphibalanus amphitrite, 1723 nucleotides. RefSeq names its product transmembrane emp24 domain-containing protein 7-like. Lineage: Eukaryota; Metazoa; Arthropoda; Thecostraca; Balanomorpha; Balanidae. Gene Ontology annotation, cellular component: endoplasmic reticulum-Golgi intermediate compartment; endoplasmic reticulum; COPII-coated ER to Golgi transport vesicle. Bases 184 to 900 code for a protein of 238 amino acids. The transcript has 4 exons. Gene Ontology annotation, biological process: endoplasmic reticulum to Golgi vesicle-mediated transport; Golgi organization; intracellular protein transport. The record is from RefSeq and is a predicted model, not a curated record.